GAGAAGUUCCUUUCGGGUCAGAAAUCCAAUUCAAUCCUGAAAAUAUGGCCGCCGCCCACCGAGAAGUUUCUCCUGCAUUGCAGCUUUUACGAACAUUUUUGCUUGGCAGAGUGGCAAAUGGACAGCUGAGGUUUCCAAACGAAGUGGCAACAAGGUCUCCCCCACCUCCAAACCUGCCCCCGGGACCCUGCAGCAAGCUGGCGGAAAACUACUACUAUACGAGAGACGGACGGAGAGUAGCUAGGCAACCUGCAGUGAUACUCGACGCCUCGUCGGGCGUCAAACAGAUCGCAGCUGGGGGAAGUGCUGGGCCGCUAAAGAUGGUGACGCCCGGCCCAAAGUACCUGCCGUGAUGUGAUGCUUGGAAUGGACUCUUGUAUCAAGAUUUAGGAAAUUAAUUCGAAAUGUAGAAAAAUAAAAUAAAGCGUAAAUAAGAUGA
Ornithodoros turicata is the source of this 439-nucleotide messenger RNA. Its product is annotated as NADH dehydrogenase [ubiquinone] 1 alpha subcomplex subunit 7-like. The transcript has 4 exons. Gene Ontology annotation, biological process: ATP synthesis coupled electron transport; mitochondrial electron transport, NADH to ubiquinone. Gene Ontology annotation, cellular component: mitochondrial inner membrane. The record is from RefSeq and is a predicted model, not a curated record. The coding region runs from base 45 to 353 and encodes 102 amino acids. NCBI's taxonomy places the organism in Eukaryota, Metazoa, Arthropoda, Arachnida, Ixodida, Argasidae.